Molecule: messenger RNA, 978 nt
Organism: Linnemannia hyalina
Lineage: Eukaryota; Fungi; Mortierellomycota; Mortierellomycetes; Mortierellales; Mortierellaceae
Source: the annotation of a GenBank genome assembly
AUGGAUAAAUAUAUCUACACCUUGGAGGGUCAAGUUCUCCUCCACAAGACCGAGGCUCGCCACCUGCGCGAGGCCGUGACUUUGAUGCAAGACGAGAACCAGCGUCUCAAGGAUGAACUUGAGGUAGUCCGUCGUCAGUUGGAAGCGGCGACCAUGUCCACCAGCAGCAUUAACCCCGCAACCAUUGCGACAACAAGUACCGACCCAACUCUGGCUCCUGAACCUUCGACGCCUCUAUCCAAGGAGAACCAGAGCCUCUUGACGUCGAUCAUGAACCGCAAUGUCACCGCAGCUAUGAACCCCAAUGCCAAGAGCAACAUCACGCUCUCCAUGGCUAGACCCCAAUCACCCAUCCUGACACCCAACUUGCACAAGGAUGUACCCAACUCUUCGUCGGGCAGCGCCAGCCAGAGCUCAUGGAAGGACAAGAACCCCAUCAUGGUUCACCGAACCCUGAUCCCCGAGAUUUGCUUUGGCGAUGAGUUUCAAUUUGACAACAAGCCCUCAGGUGCCCUCGAUGCCGACACGAUGGACCGCCCCUGGAUGACCUUUGAUCUCAAGCCUGUAGAGCCCCGGUUGUCUGGUGCCUCUUCCUUCACCGUCUCGGAGUUGGUGUUGGAGUUGAUGCAGACGUUCACAUACAUGUCUGCCAACCUGCCAUCAAUGACUGUUGCUGCCGUAAAAGAGUCUGCUGUCGAGGCUAAUACUGAUGCCAAGGCUGAUGCUGUGGCUGAUCUGGACUGGGAGUUGCAGCAGAAUCUUUGGGCGUUGACCCAGGUUGAUGAUAUGACAGAGGAUCAGAUCCAGUUGGUUUACGAUCUUGUCCAUUGCCAGACCUCGAGCAGUCGGCCGUUGUCACCUGCACAGGAGGAUCCCAACAUGCUCGAGUGGUUGUACGAAUCCAUGAUGGCCCGUCUUGUUGACUUGGACCUUCAAGGAUCCCAGGACAACACCCUCCCCGAGUCACACAUGGCUUGA